AUGACGGGAGGUCGAUUGGAAACGUCUUGCGAUGAAGGUGAGAAAAGCUCUUCCAAACGUCGGCCAUUCACAGGCUACAAAUGGUAUCCGGAAAACAUGAGAGUGCCGGGUCCUCUCGUGAGAAGUUCCUCGAGACGAUCGGCGGAGCUCAUCUGGGACUCAGAUGCAACGGAUUCUGAGGAAUACGACAGAUCAACUUCAAUUUCAACUCCCCGGUCUCUCAUCCCGAUGACUACGACGAGGAGGAUAACCGCGGCGAUAGGAAUUGGACCAAUUCGACGCCGGGUUCAGGAAGCGCAUCGUCUAUGUGUUCUGAUGAUACCACCUUUGGUAUCGUUCGACUGU
Messenger RNA from Mesorhabditis belari, 345 nucleotides. The record is from the annotation of a GenBank genome assembly. NCBI's taxonomy places the organism in Eukaryota, Metazoa, Nematoda, Chromadorea, Rhabditida, Rhabditidae.